AGCUCCUCUCUCUCUUCUCUUGUCGCCCCCCCUCCUCCACCCUCAACAACAGUGCCGAGAGAGAGAGAGAGCUUGAUUGAAGAGCGAUGGAAACCCUACUGAUGGAUCGAGUGCAGAGCAGUCUCCGCCUUUUCAUGCCCAAGAAUGCCAUCUUCCUCUGUGAACGCCUCUGCGCCGAGUUCCCUACCGAGUCUAAUUUGCAACUUCUGGCGAACUGUUACUUGGGCAACAACCAAGCUUACUGUGCAUACCAUAUUCUGAAAGGAAAGCAGAUGCCCCAGUCUCGCUAUUUGUUUGCUAUAUCAUGCUUUCAGAUGAAUCUUCUCCGGGAGGCUGAAGCAGCAUUAUCCCCUGCCAAUGAACCUAACUCGGAGGUUCCAAAUGGUGCUGCUGGUCAUUAUCUAUUGGGACUUAUUUAUAGGUAUACUAGCAGACGGUCAAGUGCUGUUGACCACUUUACGCAAGCUCUGUCCAUAGAUCCACUUCUAUGGGCUGCUUAUGAGGAACUAUGUAUACUCGGUGCUGUGGGAGGUGCAAGUGACUACUUCAGUGACGUCGCUGCUUCUCGCAUCCAACAGCAGUACUUAUCUGAAUCAAGUUCUCACAAAAUAAGCAUUGGUGAUGAGGAUCGCAGUAUACAGUCUAGUAGGGUACUUGGUUUAAAUGAUUCAAGCCCAAAGCAGCCGAAAAAUCUGCACUCUAACAGCAUCAAAGAAAUCAGUAAUACUCAUGUAGUGAUGGCGGCUGGGCAGGCUGCAAACAGUGGGUCUUCCAACCUGUCACUGUAUAACACACCGUCUCCAGUAGCUUCACAGCUAUCAGGCAUAGCACCACCACCUCUGUGCAGAAAUGGCUUCUUCAACGCUGUCAGCUGUGACGGCUCUAGUAAACCAGCUGCUAAUGCUGCAAUUCUGGCCCCCAGGAGGAAAGCUAUGGAGGAAGGGAGAUUGCGCAAGGUAUCUGGGAGACUCUUUUCUGAUUCAGGUCCUCGACGAAGUACAAGACUUUCUGGAGAAGCAACUGCUGGUAUAAAUUCCAAUGCCUCACAAGCAGGAGGAGGAACUGGGACUAAUCAUUCUUCAUCAUCUAGAUUUCUUGGAGGAUUCUCUUCAUCAUCUUCUAAAACUAGUUCAGCUGCCUUCCGGACCAUGACAGGUCGUAAGGGACCAUCAUGCAUUUCUGAAAGUUUUGAUGAAGGUAGGAGGAAAACAGAGGUUUUUGGCGAUUCCUGUGGAGAGGAUGCUUCGGCAACAAUGUCAUCUGUAGCAAUUUUUGUUGAUUGUAGAUAUCUUGAAGAAGAUAAGAUUAAUUUACAUGCUGGUGGGUUAUCUGUGCAUGAUUCAAAACUGAUAAAUGGCAUCCGAGAACUAUUGGGACUCUUGCGUACUCUUGGGGAAGGCUAUAGAUUUUCUUGUAUGCAUAGAAGUCAGGAAGCUUUGGAAGUUUAUCAAAAGCUUUCACAGAAUCAAUAUAAUACUGGAUGGGUGCUUUCUCAGAUAGGGAAAGCACAUUUUGAAAUGGUAGACUAUUUUGAGGCUGCUCGCUUCUUUGAUUUGGCACGUCGAGUGUCACCAUACUCAUUAGAAGGGAUGGACAUUUAUUCGACUAUCCUUUAUCAUUUGAAAGAGGAAAUGAAGCUGAGCUACCUUGCGCAAGAACUUAUAUCCACUGAUCGAUUAGCUCCUCAGGCAUGGUGUGCCAUGGGAAACUGCUAUAGCUUGCAGAAAGAUCAUGAAACUGCGCUAAAAAAUUUCCAGCGAGCAGUGCAUUUAGAUUCCAGAUUUGCUUAUGCUCACACUCUUUCUGGCCAUGAAUAUGUUGCUUUGGAAGACUUUGAGAAUGGCAUAAAAUGCUACCAAAGAGCUCUUCAAGUAGAUGAAAGGCAUUAUAAUUCCUGGUAUGGCCUUGGGGUGAUAUACCUAAGGCAGGAGAAGUUCCAGUUUGCGGAGCAUCACUUCCGAAGAGCUUUCUUUAUUAAUCCACGGUCAUCUGUUCUUAUGUGCUAUCUUGGAAUGUCUUUGCAUUCUUUGAGGAGAAAUGAGGAAGCACUGGAGAUGAUUGAGAAAGCUAUCUUGGCUGAUCCGAAGAAUCCACUCCCUCUAUAUCAAAAAGCAAACAUAUUACUAAGCCUUGAAAGAUAUGAUGAGGCUCUAAUGAAUUUGGAUCAGCUGAAAGAGUGUGCACCUCAGGAGACCAGUGUUUAUGCGUUGAUGGGUAAGAUAUACAAGAAGCUUAAUAUGCAUGAGAAAGCAAUGUUCUAUUUUGGACUUGCGCUCGAUCUCAAGCCUCCUGCUACUGAUGUUGCUAUCAUUAAAUCAGCCAUGGAAAAGUUGUAUCUACCGGAUGAAAUGGGUGACUCCCUUUAGACUCUUAAACUUGUCAAAGCUGAACGAGGACUGCUGGGUAACAUUAAUUCCAGCAAGCUUGUGCUUUCGAAGAGUACAAAAGAAAGCAGACAGAUCACAAACGACGAAUUUCUGGAGACAGGGUAAUCUCUGUCAAGCAUGCAACAUCAAGCCUUCCAUUUUUGUAGCUUUUAACCCAAUUGUUGUUAGGAUUUAGAUAUUUAGGCAGAGUAGCUCAAAUGUGAGUGAUAGUUGUAAAAGGAAACAUGUAAUUGUGCCUCAAGUGCUUGUAACAUUAUAUCAUGAUGGAAAUCACAGUCGCACUUAUGAUUCAAUUCCAUUGUGGAUAAACAGAACUGAAGAAGAAUGCCCUGCUGAUAAGCAUGUUUAUUUCCCAUUUUGUACAAAUAUACACAAUACAAAAUUUGUCCAGCGAAUGGGUGAAUUGCUCCGGGGUUAGCCCCUUUCAAUUAACAGA
Messenger RNA from Dioscorea cayenensis subsp. rotundata (Guinea yam), 2823 nucleotides. RefSeq names its product cell division cycle protein 27 homolog B. The transcript has 16 exons. Gene Ontology annotation, biological process: cell division. Bases 87 to 2366 code for a protein of 759 amino acids. The record is from RefSeq and is a predicted model, not a curated record. NCBI's taxonomy places the organism in Eukaryota, Viridiplantae, Streptophyta, Magnoliopsida, Dioscoreales, Dioscoreaceae. Gene Ontology annotation, molecular function: protein binding.